AAAUUAAUAAUAUUCCUUAGACGACUUUUUUUAUUUUUUUUAUUUUUAUAGUGUUCAAAAUGCAAUAUCAAGAAUCAAAUUCAUCUAGGGGGAAUCACCGAACCACAAGGGUGAAGCGAAGGUCAUCGUGUUCGGACUCAUUGGAGAGGGUGGUGAAGCUAGCAUCCGUGAGCGCGGUGGUGAUAUUUAGCUCGAGUAGUUGUUGCAUGUGCCAUGCAAUGAAGAGGUUGUUUUGUGAGCUCGGUGUGAACCCAACGGUGUACGAGUUAGACCAUGACCCUAAUGGAAAGUCAAUGGAGAAGGCUCUUUCCAAGCUUCUUGGGAAUUCACCCGCGAUUCCAGUUGUGUUCAUAGGUGGUGAACUGAUUGGCUCGAUGGAUAGAGUUAUGGCCUCUCAUAUUAAUGGAUCUCUUGUCCCUCUUCUCAAAGAAGUGGGGGCGCUUUGGCUUUAAUUUCAAAUAUUGUGAAUUUUAUCGAUGCAUGGGUGGCUCUAGGAUAACGCAAGUGAAAUCCACAAAUUCUAAAAGGAGCCAAAAUAUGAGGCACUAUAUAUUAUUUAUAUAUAAUAUAGUAUAAUUUUUGUGAUUAUAGUGAGUAACUAUUAAUACAUCUUCUUUUAUUAUUAAAUUAAA
Solanum pennellii is the source of this 632-nucleotide messenger RNA. RefSeq names its product glutaredoxin-C1-like. The record is from RefSeq and is a predicted model, not a curated record. The coding region runs from base 60 to 452 and encodes 130 amino acids. The transcript has a single exon. Lineage: Eukaryota; Viridiplantae; Streptophyta; Magnoliopsida; Solanales; Solanaceae.